Molecule: messenger RNA, 2151 nt
Organism: Trametes versicolor FP-101664 SS1
Lineage: Eukaryota; Fungi; Basidiomycota; Agaricomycetes; Polyporales; Polyporaceae
Exons: 5
Coding region: 1-2151 (716 amino acids)
Source: RefSeq, a predicted model, not a curated record
AUGCCCCAACGGGCCCAAGCCAACGUAGAGCCGAUCCCGGCACGCAAGCUUUAUGUCACCACGCUCAAUAUGUCCUCGGUUUUCCUGCAGUCCUAUCCCGAAACAAGCCCUUGGGACAUGGACACUGUAGGAGUAACAGACCUGCAUCCUCCGCUGGCAGUACUUCAACCUACUAUAUGUCCAUUGGACGAUCAAGUGAAGGUCCUGGCUCUUGCGCAAGCGCAGCGAACCGGAGUCAACCCUUUCUACUUCAUGUGCUCGAGCAACCCGUUCUUCCUCGACAACUGGGACUUGGAAAAGGCGGUUUUGCCUUUGAAAGGCUACCAAGUGCCGCGCACUCUGCCGUAUUUCGGUAUAUCUCCUGGGCUCAUCUCUGACCCGGAGGAACUCUACACGGGUGACGGUCGGUGUAUACUUCGCGCUAAGCUGGACGGUGAGCCGCGUGUUCUCAAGAUGUUUCUCGAGGCGGAAGAAGAAUCGGACACCGCCAAUGACAGCUCCAGCGGUUUCCGACACGAGCUUGAUGCGUACACUCAUCUCGUUCAUUAUGGCGUUUGCGAGUCGGGCGCUGUUCCGAAAUGUUAUGGAUGGCUCAGCCUGAGCUUGGACGACGUCCAGUCUUUCGCGGCUCGUUCAGGUCCACCACUCAGUCCAGUCGUCACAUUCCUGGUCGAUACCAUGCAGUCUGUUGCGGGGCACUGCUGGAGGGGGCUCAUCCUCGAGGACCUCUCUGGGUUCGCUCCGUUGUCCAUCCACAACGUCUCGGGGACAGUCGCGGCGAGUGCGCUCAAGGCUCUUUCGAAAGUGCACAGCGCGUUCGUCCAGCACGGCAACCUCGUUCGACAGCGCGUCAUGCUUCGUCCCGAGACUGGACGGGUGGUUUGGGUCGGCUUCAGUUGUGCGUCUUGUGGCGAAGGGGUUGUCUCGCGACAGUCUCUCUUUCAUGAGCUCGCGCAAACGUGGAGCCUCUUAUACGAGAAAUUGCUCCCGGAUGCCUUCAUCGGCUUCGACGACGAUAGUGCGGUAGGAACUACGAUCUGGAAGCGCAAAAUAGUUGCCGACCCCAGCCGAUUCUCGCCGGGUGCAGGCUCUCUUCAACGGGUUCCGCAAGCGACAGUGGAGGCAGAGAUCGAGGCUAUCAUUUCUGCUUGCCCGGAGAAGAACUUACUCGACUGGAACCCGCCCAUACACAACAUCAUUCCUGAACCUAGGGACGACCACAAGUACGAUUCGGCUGAACUUCUAUCCGCAGCGCAGGAAUGGCAGGGGCGCUGGACGGAUGAUAAUUUGUUCUUCAAGUGGCACGGGCGCUGUCCGAUCCUUCUACAGGACCAUCAGCGGUUCGCGCAAAGCGGGACUACAUUCGAGGACUAUGAUGCACCUCCGCCGCUCCCGCAGAUCCCGAUGGAUCCAGCGAUGGAAAUCUUGGAAUGCCUGUGUGAGACGGGUCCGCACCCUUUGCUGCGGGUGCGCCUGAGGGGGGAAGAACGGCUCCUCAAAGCGUACAGCGGGGGAUGGUGGGAUCCCGAGAUAGCCGCAUACGAACCCUACGUUUCAAGCCUGGCUUACAGGACGUCCCAGCAACGUUUCGAGAUCGAGAAGUCUGCAUACGCACACCUCGUACACUACGGCGUCUGUGAUGUGGGCGCGGUCCCUGUGUGCUACGGCUGGAUGGAGAUGAGCGAGGCUCACAUCGCACAGGCGAACACCUUGAUCGCUACCACGAUCAAGGACUUCUCGUCCACGGGAUGGAGGUACCGGCCGCCGUUUAUCGAUCCCAUCUUUGUCGACGGCUCUCCGGCGGCGGCGCUGGUGCUCGAGUACAUCCCGGAUGCGGAGGUGCUGCAGGCGCGGAACAUCACAUACGAGCUGGCGGCGUCGGCGAUGCGCGCGUUCACCCGCAUCCAUGGCGCGUACGUGUUGCACGGGGAUGUGCCGAGCGAGUCGAAGAAUAUCCUUGUAGCCAAGGGGAAUCCGGGCCGCGUGGUAGUUGUUGACUUUGACCAUGCGCUGGAUCUCUCACUGUCUCCAGAGCGGCUCGUCCGGGGCGAUUUCCGUAAAGAGCUCCAGGACAUCUGGAUCAUGCUCUACAGCUAUAUGUUGCCGGAUCAGCGCAUUGAGUGCGCUCUGCCUCACCCCCACGACGUUUAG